Peromyscus leucopus (white-footed mouse) is the source of this 1587-nucleotide messenger RNA. RefSeq names its product histone H1.8-like. Gene Ontology annotation, biological process: nucleosome assembly. The transcript has a single exon. Gene Ontology annotation, molecular function: DNA binding. The record is from RefSeq and is a predicted model, not a curated record. The coding region runs from base 586 to 1587 and encodes 333 amino acids. Lineage: Eukaryota; Metazoa; Chordata; Mammalia; Rodentia; Cricetidae. Gene Ontology annotation, cellular component: nucleosome.
UGGCUGUAGUAAAGGAGUUUGAAAUUUUUAUCAUUUGAUCUGCAUUCUAUAAAGAAAGUAAUGUUCAUACACACAGAGUUUUACACACGGUGUCAGGAAGACAUUGGAAAACCCUCAACAUCUUACUAUACAUGAGAAAUAAAUGUCUGAGCUUGUACCAUUAAAUCUGAUGGGCAUAAUUUCACAUCACAACAAAAACAGAUUGUCAGAUUUGUUAUGUUUUUCAGGGAAAGAGUAGAAGUUUCAGUUUGAGAGAAAGAAGAGAAAUAAGGAAUAGGGCCUUUUCUAGUUACUUUUGUAAUUCAAAGGAUUUUAGCUGACAGUGUAUACAUUAAAGAGGAAAUCAAAUGUCAGUCACAUUUCACUGUCCCUCCUACACGAUCUUCUUUGGGUCCUUGUCAACAAUCAUUUACAUGUAUCAUCAGGUGGCUUUUCUGUGGUUAUGCUAGUUAAAUUGGUUUUGAAAGAAUUCUUGGGCUGGAGAGAUGGCUCAGCCGUUAAAGCUAGGCUCACAACCAAAAAUAUAAGAGUUUGGUUCCCAGCACCACGGCUGUCUCUCCAGCCACCAAGACCGCUGCCUGUGCCAUGGCUCCAGGAAGUGUCUCCAGUUCUUCUUUCUCCUCCUCUCCCUCUAGGGACACAUCACCUUCUGGGUCACCUGAGCUCCACGAGACUCACAAACCAGGUCCAAACCCCAGGAGAGUCCUAGUAGGCCGACGGAAACCGACAAUGCUCCGCAUGGUGCUGGAGGCUCUGCAGGCCAGGGAGAAGCGCCAGGGCACGUCCGUUGUAGCCAUCAAGCUCUACAUCCUACAUAAGUACCCCACGGUGGAUGUCGCCCGCUUCAAGUACCUGUUGAAGCAGGCCCUGGACACUGGCAUGCGCCGAGGCCUCCUCACCAGGCCGGCCAACUCCAAGGCCAAGGGUGCCACUGGCAGUUUCAAACUAGUUCCCAAGUCCAAGAAAAAGAGAACCUGUUCCUCAAUAGCCCGAAGGGGAGCCACAGAUGCCAAGAAGACAGGUCCCAAGAAAGCUACGGAGCUGAAGACAGACCAUGCUGGCAAUACCAAGACAGAAAACGUGGUUCUAAAACCAGGACCGAAGACGAAGGCUUGUUCCUACCCAGCAGCCACCUUGGAGAAGGCACCUAAGAAACCCAGCAAGGCAAAACUGGGAGAGGUCAGAAAGACCCCCCUAAAACCAGACAAAGCCACACGGGUCCCUCCCACUGCCAACCAGAUAGGCCAGAAGGUCAGACGCAGUGGGAGCAGGCAAGAAGCAGAGGCCUAUAGGAAAACCAAAGAUGUGUGUGAGAAAUCAGAGCCCUCGGCCAGCAAGGUCCAGAAUAGUGGUGCUUCCCUUGCCAAAAGGAAGAUGGCAGCCACGGCCCACACUGAAACAGCUGUUCAGGGGGCUAGGAUGGUACACAAGACCAAAGCACCUGCUCCUCCCCAGGACAUGGGGUGCAAAGCACAACCCACACACAGGGUCAGGAGAACAAAGACCCCCGAGAACUCCAAAAGGCCUGGGUUACCCCCCAAGACCUCAUUCAAGGUGCCUAGCAAGAAGGCCGAGGCUGGUAGCUAG